This is a messenger RNA of Triplophysa rosa, 1443 nucleotides long. RefSeq names its product MCL1 apoptosis regulator, BCL2 family member b (gene mcl1b). Bases 118 to 849 code for a protein of 243 amino acids. Gene Ontology annotation, biological process: positive regulation of apoptotic process; release of cytochrome c from mitochondria; extrinsic apoptotic signaling pathway in absence of ligand. Gene Ontology annotation, molecular function: protein heterodimerization activity; channel activity; protein homodimerization activity. Gene Ontology annotation, cellular component: mitochondrial outer membrane. The transcript is spliced from 3 exons. Lineage: Eukaryota; Metazoa; Chordata; Actinopteri; Cypriniformes; Nemacheilidae. The record is from RefSeq and is a predicted model, not a curated record.
CAGACACUUCCGCAAUAAGAAAGUGAAACAUUUACGUGUAGUUUAAUUUUGGAAGGACGACUGUUUACCCACAGAUAUUUGGAUACUGGAUUAAAAGCACGGAUAUAAACUAUCAAAAUGGACCCAGGAAGUAAAGUUUCAAACAACGGCGGAUUUUGGCCCUAUAUCGGAAUAUCAGCUCUUAACACCAACAACGAUUUUCGCAAACCACUUUUAAUACCAGCAAGCAACCAGAAUCAGAACCAACUGUCAGGCUUCGAUCUCCAAGGCUCGGUACAGUCCACGCCCGACUCUGACUGCGACGAAAUCGACCACUACACGUCGUCCAAAGAAGCCCUGGAUAUGAACACGCGAGAAAUUAUUGACAGUUUCUUAAAACAAUUUACUGGACUCUCUCACACAAAAUGUGUGAAAAAACAGGUCGUGUCAACGAUGAAGAGGGUUGUGGAUAGUCUUGUUGUGAAGCAUGAAAAAGCUUAUAAUGGUAUGAUAUCUCGUAUCAACGUGGACCAGACAGACGACAUGAGCGUCGUUACGGUAGUGGCGACGGAGCUCUUCAGUGACGGCACCACGAACUGGGGUCGUAUUGCCAGCCUGCUGGCAUUUGGGGCUGUGCUGUGCAAACAUCUGAAUGAUAGUGGACGGAGUGAGUGUGUGAGUCUGGUGGGCGAAAAAAUCUCCGCCUAUCUUAUGUCAGACCAAAGGGACUGGCUGCUCAAAAACAAAGCAUGGGAUGGCUUUGUGGAUUUUUUUCAUGUCCAGGACACAGAGGCAGCAGUGAGAAACGCACUGAUGGCCAUUGGUAGUGUGGCUACUUUCGGUGCUGCACUUGCUUAUUGGAUACGGUGAUUCCAUUUAGUUUUUCGUGGGAAAAUCCAAAAGGAUUCAGGACUCUAGAGAUUUUUUUUCCAUUUCAUGGCGCAAUCCAGAAUCCUGUACAUAAAAUCUGAUGUAAAAUUAUUUUAUUACAACACAGAGACUAUUUUUUUAUGAAAAAUAAAGUUGUAAAUAUUCUUGACCUGCCAAUACCUUUAUACUUUUUCUUAGGAUCUGUUUGCAGUUUACACUAGCUUAUUUUACUAGUAACAAUUUUGUUAGUGAUAUAACUUUACCUACUACUGGCAGCAUUCUUCAGAAAUGUAAAUGUUUAAUUGGCUCUAUUAACUAUCACUUUGAUCAAAGUCCUUUUCUGUUUAUAAAUUAUUUUCUGUCAUUAUAAAUUAUUAAUAGUUGAGGUGCUGUCAUCUCCUGUAUCGAGCUGAUAAUUAAACCUUGUUUUACAAGGUUUACUAUCUGAAUGUGGUGGAUUUGUUUAAGUCAUGUGGUUUUUUUUCUAAUCUAUGACUAUGAUAACAGUCACCAUGGCUGCUAAACAUUUUUUUGGAGAUUGACAUUUUGUUCACUUUUUCUUCACAUGUGAAGCAAAUUAAACAAUUGCACAUG